Molecule: messenger RNA, 1395 nt
Organism: Frankliniella occidentalis (western flower thrips)
Lineage: Eukaryota; Metazoa; Arthropoda; Insecta; Thysanoptera; Thripidae
Product: alpha-tocopherol transfer protein-like
Exons: 4
Coding region: 16-924 (302 amino acids)
Cellular component (GO): membrane
Molecular function (GO): phosphatidylinositol bisphosphate binding
Source: RefSeq, a predicted model, not a curated record
GGUUCCCCUCAGUAAAUGCGAAGGGUUUGGAAUUUCGCUUCGCAAGGUUUUAAUAGUGUAGAUACGAUUAUACUUUUUCUUGGCGCAAACGAAGGGACAGAUUACGAUCAGUGCGUUCGUGUUGCAGCUGACUGGGACCCGUGGCUCAUCCGCUUCCUCGUCGGCGGCAAGAACUCGCUCCAGCGCGCCAAGGAGUACCUCGAGAAGUACUGCACGUCACGCGCCCGCAACCCGGACCUAUUCACGCAGCAGCCAUCGCCCGUCGUCGAGCAGCUUUUCGUCCUCAUCAAGUCCGGCGUGCUGCCCAUGGUGACGCCGCAGGGCACGAGGAUGGUCAUGUCACGCUUCACCAAGGAGCUGGGCGAGGACGCCUCCAAGAUGGACUGGGGCGUGUACUUCAAGCUUUCGUGCCACAUGGUGGAGCUGUUCCUGGCCUCGGAAGGCCACCCUGUAGACGCCGAGAUCUGCGUCGACCUGGAACAUUACAGCGUGUCCCUCAGCAAUUCGUUUGUCGCCAAUCUCAGCAUGUUCAAGCAACUCAUCGAAGUGACACAGGGCUCGGUGCCGCUGCACUACAAGGUCGUGCACCUGCUCAACGCACCGGCCAUCAUCAAGACCGUCAUCGCCAUGGUCCGACCCUUCCUCAAGGACAAGUUGGGAGAACGAAUUAUUGUCCACGAGAACAACGAGAGCUUCGAGAAAUGCGUCCACAAAGCGUGCCUGCCUUCGGACUACGGCGGUCAGUCCGGCAAGACCCUCGCUCAGAUGUGCGACGACUGGCACCUCAUUAUCCACAGCAACAUGCCUUGGUUCAACGCGCGACAGAAGCGGCUGGCGGCCGACGAGACCAAGCGGGUGGGCGGCAAGCCGAGGCAGGACGACUUCGGUGUCGAGGGCUCCUUCCGGAAGCUCACCGUGGACUGAGGGAUGCACUGAGUAUUUCAAUGACAACAAUAAUGACGCAUGGAAACAACUGAGGGUUGGGUGACCUACCACUCAGAUAAUGGGCUGGCUUUGGAAUGCUACAAAAUGAGUAGCUCCAGUUUCCACCAUCUUUCCCUCCUUUGCUUCCGGUUGAACAGCAGGUGUGUGGACAAGUUAGCCAAAGACUGACAAAAAAAAUAUUGAACAAAUAUUUAGUACUCUGGGAAAAUAUCAGAGAACCUGCAUCUAGAAACGUGGCAAAAAAACUUUGUCUCUUUCCAUUUGUAAAUUUGUUUAGAAGUUGAUGAAAGCCACAAAUAGUUUUUGUGUGUCUCCUUAGGACUAGGGCUCGACUAGGACUACAUUGUACAUAUUUCACAUUCUUCAAAGAUUUUAUAAUUUAGUGAAUAUGAACAUGUUUUUGUACAUUCAGUAAAACAAAUAAGGUAAAUAAAAUCAUACCAUCUUUUA